CUUUCGCCGCCAUCUCAGCGCUGAGGCGGCCGGGCGGUCACCGGGACGAGGGGUCGCGUCCCCGCCGCUCCUCCCGCUGCUUUUCCCGGGGAUUCCCGCUGCUUUGCCCGCUCCGGCCAUGCUCUCCCGCCUCGUGCUCCGCGCCGCCCCCGCCGCGCUGAGGGCGCUGCCGCCGCCGCCCGUGGCCGUGGGUGUGCUGCACGCCACAAGACAACUGCACACAACUCAGCAGAGUUUGGCUCCUUUGCCACCCCUACCUGAGAAAGGAGGAGAAGUUCGUCAUGGUUUGAUUCCCGAGGAGUUUUUCCAGUUUCUCUACCCUAAAACAGGAGUCACAGGGCCCUACAUGCUGGGAACUGGCCUGGUGCUUUACCUGCUUUCCAAGGAAAUCUAUGUGGUUAACCACGAGACAGUGGCAUCUGCCUGUAUCUUGGCAGUCAUCAUUUAUGGCAUCAAGAGGUUCGGGCCUGAUGUGGCAGCUUUUGCUGACAAACUUAACGAGGAGAAAAUGGCCAAAGCUUUGGCUGUGAAGAACGAGGCCAUCGAGACUCUCCAGGCGGCCAUUGAGGAGGAGAAGAAGGAGCAGUGGCGGGUCGAGGGCCGCUCUUACCUCUUUGAUGCAAAGAGGAAUAACAUCGCGAUGCUGCUGGAAGCCAACUACCGGGAGAGGCUGAUGAUGGUGUACAACGAGGUGAAGAAGAGGCUGGACUACCAAGUGGCCAUGCAGACCCUAAAGAAGCAGAAGGAACAGGAUUACAUGAUUCAGUGGGUGGAGAAGAACGUUGUUCAGAGCAUCACACCCCAACAGCAAAAGGAGAGCAUUGCCAAGUGCAUCUUGGACCUGAAGGCGCUGUCCAAGGGUGCACAUGCAACAGUGUGACCUCGUCUGAGCCCACUGACACGUCUCAGUGCUUACUGGUGGAAACUGUAUGAUCCUAAAACGUCAUUAAACAAACAAAAACC
Molecule: messenger RNA, 963 nt
Organism: Empidonax traillii (willow flycatcher)
Lineage: Eukaryota; Metazoa; Chordata; Aves; Passeriformes; Tyrannidae
Gene: ATP5PB
Product: ATP synthase peripheral stalk-membrane subunit b
Exons: 7
Coding region: 119-880 (253 amino acids)
Biological process (GO): proton motive force-driven ATP synthesis
Molecular function (GO): proton transmembrane transporter activity
Source: RefSeq, a predicted model, not a curated record